UUCCAUGCUUCCUGCUGAUCCCACGUUAAGAAACUAUUUUUAAAUAAAGUCCUCCUAAAAAUCAUCUCACUAUACAUUCUUAGAAUAGCUUGAGGGAAAGCUAGACUGAUUACAUAGUUCCUUGUACAAUUUCAUACUAAUUAUGUUAAUUAAGAACAGAUAAAAGCAAAAUGUGUCUCAUUAACAGUUACUUUGGAUAGUUUAUAUUUUCAUUUUAGAAAGCUUUAUCCUGUGAUUUCUAGGGAAAUGUUCAGACAGCUAUAUUAAAAUAUACAAAAACCCUACAAUUAUAUAUUUAUAUCUAGAACUUAAUUUCAGAUUGUUUCAAGAGGCUCUAAUGCAUGCUGGAAUUAUAUUUUAAAAUCCUCUUUAUGCCUGUUUGUUUACCUUUUUCAGACCACCGCUAGAAUCAUUUAAAUAUUUUCUGUGCAAUGGGUUGUGAAAGUCAAGUAAACAGAAUAAGAAUGAAUUAGCCCUUUGCUGUGAAGCACUAUUGGAGUCCUGCCAAUUAGAGUUCCCAUAGAGUUCUUCAAUACAGCACAAGUUAACUAUACCACACAUAACAUUUAUUUCCCUUUGUAAGUUUAUGUCUUCAACCUGGCUGGAAGUUCAAGAUAUUUUUUCUAAACUUUUUUUACUUACAUUUAUUUAAACUAACAUGAGUUUAAAAUGGAGGUGUCAAAUCACAUUUUUGCAUAAUGGAAAUGUGCAACCUAUUUGUGUGUGUAGGGGCAAUGUAAGUUAUUUACAUAGUUCCUUUCUCACUUUUGAAGAUACUUCAAAGGGGAGCAAAACCUCAAGGGAGCAGCUGCAUUUUCCCAUGGUGGUGGCAGCAGACCUGAUUUUCUAUUGUACUGCACCCUUGUGUAGUCAUUCUUAUGAAGCGCUGGUGUAGAUGACAAACAUAUUCCCUGUGGAAUAGAUUAUGUAGUUAGAUGAAAGCACACCACCACAUCUUUCUCUGAAGCGCUGCCAUAAAUCACUGAAAAAUAUUGGGCUAGAUGGACUGUUGAUCUGUUACUGUAUGACAAUACCUAUGUUCUUCACAAUGUACACAGCUUAGAAUGUCCUGUUAUAAACUGUACCCUGGAUGUACUGCAACUUUGGUAAAAUUCAACUUGUGUUUUUCUUCUGUGCUCUUGGGAGGCAAUCCUCAGUCCAUGAACCAGCCUGAAUAGCUGGGCUAAAGCUGUAGGGGAGUCAUGGUGGGAAAAGGGAAGCUUGUCCCUGUCACAAGUCUGCAGAGCUGCUAGGGAAGGCUACUUCAGCCCUCCUCGAGACAAGAGCAGUGGAGCAUACACACAGAAAGCAGUCCUGUCACCCCACCACCCUCAAGACAUCCCACCCUGAGUGAUCGUGCACGUGAAGCCUUUAGCUGACUCAAUUCCACAAGAGAGAUCCAUGGCCUUUAGAAUCCAUCCCCUCUAUGGAACAAUGGAACUGCACUACCACAGAGGUAGGGGCCUGAUUCACUCCUCGCAGAACAUGAGAAAUACUAAUAUUCCCAGUACUGCUUUUAAAACCUACUGACAAAAUAUUUAAUAGAGCUAUAUAGCUUUACUGAUAUCUUGAGAACAGAGCACUAUUCUUUUUUCCCCGAUAAAUAUCAAUACUAAGUUUCCAGUAAAAAUAAAGUUACUGGCAAAAUUAGGCAAAGGUCAAGUUAUGUAUAAAAAUAUCCCCCAAAGCACCCACUGUCUUGAGAGGACAUGGAUAACUCUCUAACCAGUAAUUUAAUUAUUUCUCUCACUUUUAGAUAUUUGCAUGCAUAGAGUUGAUGCACUAUUUUGAUUUCCAGAGCUAACUAAUGAUAAUAUAAAAUGAAAUUCAUUUAAUUGACAUUUCACAGGUAAUUUCACACUAGGCUUAGUUCACUCAAAAACCUUGGAUACAUGAAUUGUAUUUAUCUUUUAUGAAAGGAUCAGUUCAGUUACAGUCAUGAUUCUUUUAUUUCUCACUUUAAAACUGUUUCACAAAACACACUAACGUUUCAUGGAGCUAUGACUGAUAUUGUCACAGCAUGUUUUUUAAUGAUGACUACUACAUUUUUGAGUACCGAGGGUAGUGCUGAAAAUGAAGUUGUAUAGUUUACAUUUAGUUAUAGCUUUGAAUGUCUUAAGAUCAUUUUUAUAUUUGCGUGUUGUAUUUGUACAAUUGGUAUGUAUUUUGUGUAUCAAUAUGUUAGUUAUAUAAUGGGAGCGGCCCCUUCAAAAAUAUGAUUGGAGCAGGUGGAAUGGGCUCUUGGAGGGACAUGUGAGCAUUGUGUGCUCUGUGUCGAGAGGUCUGCAUGUAGGUUGGUAGGAGGGAAGGCUUAAUUUGCAGGAAACUCCUCCAUCGAAAAGUCACAACGAAAACAACAAUUAAGUUCUUCAAAAAUAAAAGUCCUCAUUGAAGGUGUAUGGCAUGACAUGAUUAUUUGUUCCUGAUAGCACCCGCAGCAACUUGCUGUAUCUGUAAAUAAACCAUUCAAAAGAUAAGGAAUGCAAUAGAUCUGAAGGAGGAAAAAGGUAACAUUUUCCCAAAAUAAUUAUUUUUAAAGUCUUUUAAAUCCCAUACCUCUGCAGUUAAGAGAGACAUACAUUUAGGAGAAUCCAGAGAAAUUUACCAUUACUGAGUACAGCUGCUAUGCAGUGUUAUGUAUAGUAACAUCACAGUGUGCUUCCAUCACUAUUUUAGCUCAUCACCGGUAAUCUAGACAGCAGAUCACUUAAGGAGAUUUCAAGUAUAAGCAACAGUUGUUUAUCCACUAGAGACCAGGGGAUAUGUUGGACGUCUGUCCAUGUAUGGAGCAAGUCUUGUGAGCCAGAAGUUUGACAUCUCCUUUGGGACAUGCUAGCUGCAAAGAUUAGCCCCACCGCUCCCUAGGAGAGGCACUUUAUAAAGUAAGAUUCCCAAAGACAGCAAGGCACAGCAGCUCUCUCCAGUAACGAUGGCUAGCAGAAAAACCAAAAAGAAGGAAGGUGGUGCCAAACGUGCUCAGAGAGCGUCUUCUAAUGUCUUCUCCAACUUUGAGCAGACACAGAUCCAAGAAUUUAAGGAAGCUUUCACAUUAAUUGAUCAGAACAGAGAUGGAUUCAUAGAUAAAGAAGACUUGAAAGAUAUCUAUGCUUCUUUGGGUAAAACAAAUGUAAAAGAUGAGGAGCUAGAAUCCAUGCUCAAGGAAGCCACUGGACCCAUUAAUUUCACAAUGUUUUUGAAUCUCUUUGGAGCAAAGUUACUUGGUAUGGAUGGGGAAGAGACCAUACUAAAUGCAUUCAAAAUGUUUGAUCCAGAUGGUAAAGGACACAUUCACAAAGACUACUUAAAACGCAUGAUGAUGACACAGGCUGACAAAUUCACUGCUGAAGAGAUAGACCAGAUGUUCAAGAGUUCCCCUAUUGAUGCAGCAGGAAACUUGGAUUAUAAAUCGUUCUGCUACACUAUCACACAUGGAGAGGAAAAGGAAGAAUAAAGAGCGCACACUUGUUAGUUGCAUUAAAUUCUCACAUUGGGUUAAUAAAUAAAAAUCAAACUUUUUUUUUACGCAGCUGUAGUGUUUGUUUUUAUGCAGCUGUAGCUCAGUUACCCAUUGCUCAUGCAAUUUAAAAAUAGCUAUGUCCUAGUCUCCAUUACUUUGGAGGGCCCAAGGUGAAAACUGCACCUUUUACCAUGCUUUUUCAUAGCAACAGUUUUGUUUUUGAGCUAACUCCAUUCUCCUUAGCCCAUUGCAGAGACACUUCAUUUCAAAUUUAUGCCAGGCAAAAUAAAACAGAGAAAGACAUGCUAGCCGAUUGUUUGCAUUUUCUAAGAACCUAUCAAUAGGUAGCUAUUAAUGGCACCUGCCUCUUUGUACACUGUGAUAGGUAAUUAUAAAAGUGGCCAUCAUUGUGGAAUCACAGUUGCAUUAUGCUGAAGAGAGAGAACAUUUGCAGAGGUCAGUCACACAUUUGCUUGUUCCAGGCUGACUACUCUAUUUUAGGGGCAAAUGAUGUUCUCUGGAGCAGUCAGUAUUGCCAGAGCCACAACUUUCAUCUUCCCCCAAAAUGAACACACAACCCUUCUUGUAAAGAUUUUCACUU
Molecule: messenger RNA, 4058 nt
Organism: Chelonia mydas (Green sea turtle)
Lineage: Eukaryota; Metazoa; Chordata; Testudines; Cheloniidae
Gene: MYL5
Product: myosin light chain 5
Exons: 7
Coding region: 2930-3451 (173 amino acids)
Cellular component (GO): cytoplasm
Molecular function (GO): calcium ion binding
Source: RefSeq, a predicted model, not a curated record